UUUUUAAAAAUGGCGGCCCGCAUCUUCGCACUCCUUCACAAUCGCUGCUUGAGUGUUUUGCGAAGCGAUGCCGUGUUGCUUCGCGGCGCUCCGUCAUCGCACACUGGGAGCCGUCGAGGCUUCAAGACAUCGUGGGUGUCGCGCAUGUUCAUCCAGACCCAAGACACUCCCAACCCGAACUGCCUCAAGUUCUUGCCGAACGUGAAAGUGCUCGAGCAAGGCACCCGCGACUUUCCGAACAUCGCGAGCGCGAAGGACUCCCCGCUGGCGCGUCACUUGCUUCGCGCGGAAGGCGUCAAAGCCGUGUUCCUGGGCCCGGACUUCAUCACCGUGACGAAGGCGGACGACGAGACGGAGUGGAAAGUCGUCAAGCCGCACGUCUUCGCGGCCAUCAUGGACUUCUUCGCCACCGGACUGCCCGUGCUGGACGACGGCAGUGCUACGACCCAGCUGUCCGAAGACACGCAGCCGAAAGAAGGCGAUAGCGAGACGGUGCUGACGAUCAAGGAGCUGAUCGAGACGAGGAUAAGACCGACGGUGCAAGAGGACGGUGGCGACAUCGUCUACAUGGGCUUCGAGGACGGCGUCGUCAAGCUGAAGCUGCAAGGUUCUUGCACGGGAUGCCCGAGUUCGUCGGUGACGUUGAAGGCGGGAAUUCAAAACAUGCUGCAGUUCUACGUGCCUGAAGUUAAGAGCGUCGAGCAAGUUGUGGACGAGGCGGAGAAAGUCUCGAACCAAGAAUUUGAAAAACUGGAAGACACGAUACGACGGAAAGGAGUGGAUCCGUAAUGACGUUAUAAGUAACUUUAGCAGUGGCGCACCAGUUUA
Molecule: messenger RNA, 828 nt
Organism: Rhipicephalus sanguineus (brown dog tick)
Lineage: Eukaryota; Metazoa; Arthropoda; Arachnida; Ixodida; Ixodidae
Product: NFU1 iron-sulfur cluster scaffold homolog, mitochondrial
Exons: 1
Coding region: 10-789 (259 amino acids)
Biological process (GO): iron-sulfur cluster assembly
Cellular component (GO): mitochondrion
Molecular function (GO): iron-sulfur cluster binding; iron ion binding
Source: RefSeq, a predicted model, not a curated record